AUGGAUAACUUGCGCCCCAAGUUACUGAUUUCUAAACAAGUGAUUGUGAAUUUGGGUGAGGAAUAUCUCACAAACAGAACUGCCUUUUACAAAGCUAUAAAGGAAGAAAUCAACUCUAAAAAAACAAAAAAGAAAGUUGGAACUCCAUUUCUGUCUGGGUAUAAGCUUCUGAUCCGGGCUGGACUGGGUAUGUUUCUGCUGGACUGGACUAACUGCGGCCUCUUCAAUCUGCAAGGGGUAGAAGUGGCUGAACUUGAAGACUUGCUGAGCUGGAACUGCACUGUGGUACCUGUUCUGUUUGAUCAGGGCUCUUCACAAAUUUGUUGA
Messenger RNA from Prunus armeniaca (apricot), 327 nucleotides. The record is from the annotation of a GenBank genome assembly. NCBI's taxonomy places the organism in Eukaryota, Viridiplantae, Streptophyta, Magnoliopsida, Rosales, Rosaceae.